AUGAUCAGCCCUAGGAACCUUAAACAAGUUCAACAGCUAGCAGGUCGACUUACAGCGUUGUCCCGAUUUCUCCCGUGUUUAGCUGAAAUAACGAAACCUGUGGUGAGAUUGUUGAGAAAAGCAAACAAGUUCGAAUGGUCCGAUGAAUGCGAGAAGGCUUUUCAGACUUUAAAGGAACGCCUCGGUUCCCCACCAGUCCUUUCUAAGCCCGAUCCAGAAGUACCAAUUGUGGUUUACUUGUGUGUGUCAAAUGAUACAAUAAGCACAGUUCUAAUUCAAGAAAAGGAGGGACAGCAGCCCAUUUACUUCGUCAGCCGUAUGUUACAAGAGGCCGAAACAAGGUACCAGCUCUUGGAAAAAGUGGCACUAGGGCUGGUUCACACUGCUCGGCGUCUUCGGCAAUAUUUUCAGAGUCACCAAAUUAUUGUUCGAACCGAUUGCCCAAUAGCUAAAGUACUACGUAAACCUGAGUUGGCAGGAAGGAUGAUGGCUUGGUCUAUUGAGUUAUCGGAGUUCGACAUUUGUUUCCAACCGAGAGGACCAAUCAAGUCUCAAUGUUUGGUGGACUUCAUCAAUGAGUUGCAGCCGAGGGGUUGUUUCGUCAACGAUUUAUGGACAAUACAUGUGGAUGGUUCCUCCAACAAUCAAGGCAGUGGAGCAGGUAUAAUUUUGGAGGGACCAACAGGAUUAAUCCUAGAGCAAUCAUUACGAUUCGAGUUCAAGGCUUCAAAUAAUCAGGCCGAAUACGAAGCAUUACUGGCUGGUUUAAGGCUUGCACGAGAAAUUGGUGUAAACCGACUGGAAUGUUGGACCGAUUCAAAAGUUGUAGCCGAACAAGUGAAUGAUAAUUUUCAGGUCAAGGAUGCAAACUUGUUAAAAUACUACCAUUUGUUUCAACAAAUGUGUGGUACGUUUGAAGAAGUUUACGUAAAGCAUACAUCAAGAGAACACAACGCGAGGGCGGACCAGUUGGCUCGGUUGGCAAGCAGUACCAGAAAACCUGGACAGCUAAGAACCACACUUCACUUGGAUCUUGAAACGCCAAGUGUGGUAGCUGCUGAAUGUUUGGUAGUAGAGGGGUCUGUUCGUACAUGGAUCACUGAGAUAAUGGAUUAUCUUGAGCAUGGUACCCUACCAUCUCACCCAACGGCGGCUAAAAAGCUCCGAACGCAGGCCGCUAGAUAUGUUGUGAUUGGAGGAGAUUUGUAUAGAAGAGGAUUCUCGGCUCCGUUGCUGAAAUGUGUCGAGGCAGAACAAGCUAAUUACAUAUUGAGAGAGAUGCAUGAGGGGAUAUGUGGUUUCCACUCGGGAGGACGGACUUUAGCGACUAAAGUGCUUCGGGCCGGAUACUACUGGCCUACUCUCAGGGAAGAUUGUGUAAAGUUUGUAAAGCAUUGUGUAUCGUGUCAGCGGCAUGGUAACCUUAUCCACGCUUCGGCUGAAGAACUUCAUGGCAUCAGUUCACCUUGGCCAUUCGCAAUGUGGGGGAUGGAUAUUCUUGGACCUUUCCCAAUCGCCAAGGGUCAGUGCAAAUUUUUGUUGGUUGCUGUAGAUUACUUCACGAAAUGGGUAGAGGCCGAGCCGCUUGCCAAUAUCACAGCAGCCAAUGUUCAAAAGUUUUUAUGGAAAAACAUCAUUACCCGUUUUGGCAUUCCAUAUGCACUUGUUAGUGACAAUGGUUUGCAGUUCACCGAUCAAAAACUUAAUCGGUUCAUUCAUGAUCUCGGUAUCAAACACAGGUUCACCUCGGUCGAACACCCGUCAACUGAUGAAUGUGCGGCCCUUAAAGAUAAGAUUGAAGACUUGAUUAAGCAAGGAAAACUGCAUAACUUUGUGGACCGAUCAGGUUCAUCCCAGAAUCGUUCAUAUCAACCCAGGUAUCAAGAUCGGCACAGGCAAGACCGUUCUGAUAAAACCUCUGAUAGAGUUCGACGUGAAAGAAGCAGGUCGCGCGAAAGAAAAGAUGACUCGGCACCUUCGCAUAGGAGGGUUAUCAAUACUAUUGCUGGUGGCUUUGCGGGCGGGGGCACAACUUCUUCGGCCCAAAAGAGACAUCUCCGAGCUAUCCGAUCGGUCAACACUGUUCAUAGACAGUCAUCUCGGCGAUUGCCAGCAAUAACCUUCACUGAUGCUGACUUCAAAGGCAUUGACCCAGAGCAAGACGAUCCGAUGGUCAUCAGUGUAGAAAUUCACAAUUGCAUCGUCAAGAAAACAUUGAUUGAUCAGGGCAGUUCGGCAGAUAUCAUAUAUUGGAACACAUUCAAGCUGUUGGGCAUUUCCGAAAAAGAAUUGCUUCCCUAUGACGAUCCGUUGGUUGGUUUUGCAGGAGAGAGGGUCAGUACCAAAGGUUACAUUAAACUCUUCACACGCUUUUGUUUUGACGAACAGGAAAGCAGAGAAGUUCAGACUAAGGAGUUCUAA
Cajanus cajan (pigeon pea) is the source of this 2421-nucleotide messenger RNA. The record is from RefSeq and is a predicted model, not a curated record. NCBI's taxonomy places the organism in Eukaryota, Viridiplantae, Streptophyta, Magnoliopsida, Fabales, Fabaceae.